Messenger RNA from Ichthyophthirius multifiliis, 792 nucleotides. RefSeq lists its product as hypothetical. NCBI's taxonomy places the organism in Eukaryota, Ciliophora, Oligohymenophorea, Hymenostomatida. The record is from RefSeq and is a predicted model, not a curated record. The transcript is spliced from 2 exons.
AUGGAAACAAACAGUUUUAUUUCAAAAACUACUAAUGCAACUGGAAGUAUAAAAGGUAGUUGUAUGUUUUUAAACAGAAAAAGAAAUCCCGAAAUAUAAAAAGAAAAUCCGAAUACAGUUCCUUUAGAAACUCCUGGACCUGGUGAAUAUAAUCCUAAGACUAAAAGAAGUAUAAAUGCUUAUCAUAGUUCAUUUAUUUCACGUUCUAAUAGAGAUAAAUAUUUAAAUAGUAAUAAUAAUCCUGCUCCUGGUGAUUAUAAUAUAAGGACUACUGUAUUAGAAAAGAAACCUUUUUAGCAUAAAGGAUUUAUGAGUAGUUUUUCAAAUAAUGUUUAAAAACAUUAAAAAGCAGAUAGAAUGUAAGACUUAGUAAAAUUUUUAGAUGAUGGUAAAAAAAAGCUUAUUAUAGGCUCUAAUUAACCUAUUCCUGAAUAGGAAUUGUUUACACCUGGCCCAUCUUCUUAUAAUCCUAAAUUACCAGAUUUUAGACCUUAGUAUUUGAAUAGUUAAAUUACUUCGAAUUUCAAAGAAGGAGUUAAAGAUAGAUUUGGAGAUUUUUAUGAUUAAUCGAAAAAUAAAAAGCCUUUUCCAGGACCUUAGGCUUAUAAAAAAGAAGAUAUUGGGUUCAAUUAGAUAUAAAGUGCGAUGGUUUCUGGGUAUGUUUUUAUGUCGGAAACUGCGAGGAAACCUUAUGGAGAUUUUCAUAAAAGAUUAGGACCUUCAAGAAGUAUUCCUUAUUAUUUACCUUAAUAGAAAUCUUUUCAUUUAAAUUUAGCAAGAAAUUGGGUUUGA